Vitis vinifera (wine grape) is the source of this 1883-nucleotide messenger RNA. RefSeq names its product non-specific lipid transfer protein GPI-anchored 6. The record is from RefSeq and is a predicted model, not a curated record. The coding region runs from base 1209 to 1781 and encodes 190 amino acids. The transcript has 3 exons. Lineage: Eukaryota; Viridiplantae; Streptophyta; Magnoliopsida; Vitales; Vitaceae.
UUUUUUUUUUUUAAGAAUAAUUUUUUAAAAUAUUUGUUUGAUGUUUUGUAAAACAAAAAUUCGUUUAAAAACCUAAAAUAUUUUUUCACAUAUUUUUAAAAAUAAUUUUUAUAUGUUGUAUUUUAUUUUUAUUCAUUUUAAAUGUUUGUAUUAUUAUUUUUUAAAACAAUUUUAAGAAAACAAGUUAAAACAAUUAAAACAUAAUAUCAAUUCAAUUUGGUUUGCAUGGGUUAUAAGAAAAUCAAAUUGAAAAUCAAAUCAAUAACAUCAUUUUCAGAAUUUCAAACUAGUCGGCCUUUACAGUGUCAAAAAUCAAAGCGGUUGAUCGAUUGUGAUUGAACCGAAUCAGUUUUUAGGUUUUCACUCACACCUUUAAUUCAAAGCCACCUAUUCUAAACAAAUUUUUCAAACACAAUAUCAAGAAGGUAAUCUGUCUUUUCAGAACCAUCGCCCUACUAAAAAAAAUAUUCUUGUGAUAGGUCCUGUUUCUGGUCAAAAAUAUAGUGAAAUCAUCUUUCCUAUUCUUUCUCCCGACCCUGCUACUAAGAAAGAUGUUCACUUCUUAAAAUAUCCCAUAUACGUAGGCGGAAACAAGGGAAGGGGUUAGAUUUAUCCUGAUGGGGAUCAAUUAUGGAACCUUAGUCUCCACGAGCUUAUUAGCUAAAUGAUAAUGGACACGUGCAACAUUACCAACCGCUUAUCGUGCAUUUCAUAACUCUGCACUACAAAACGCAAUUAUGGAGAUCUGUCGGGUAAUCCAUUCCAAUGCAAGACAACUUGAGAAGGCAUCUCGUACAUUGGUUUCAACUGUUAAAUGUGGUGAUGAGGACAUGACAGCUAGAUGGAGUAAAUGGAGAGUUGUAGAGAAAGGUAAAGAAAUUGUAGAACCAUGGGCGCUACUCACUAGACCCCAUUCCAAUUCUUCUAUAUACAAAGUGUGUGGACCAAGUGUUUGUUGCUUGUACCUUGAAUACCAUACCUUCUCUUUUGAAGACGACAAAUCAAGCCUUCACAUGCGAAACCCUCCAUCACAAUUAUUUCAACCCCACCUCUUUUUGAGGCCGUCCCUUUAUGGGGUUUUCACCAUUUUAUCAAAAAAAAGAAAAGAGAAAAAGGAAAAAGGAACGAAGGCAUAAAAAAAUGGAUCAUCCACCAUAGGUAUCUCUUUUUCUCUGUUUUUCUCUGAGGCACACAUCAAACACCUUGGGAUGGCUUCAAAAUAUGUGAGAAUUCUGGGGUUGUUGGACUUGUUGGUGAUGAUGCUGCUCAUGUCUGCAAGCGCAGACUUCGCCAAGGAUAGGCAGGAGUGCGCAGACCAGCUGGUUGGCCUCGCUACUUGUCUUCCUUAUGUACAGGGUGAAGGGAAGGCCCCCACUCUUGACUGCUGUACUGGGCUCAAACAAGUCCUGCAGAAGAGCAAAAAGUGCCUAUGCGUACUGAUCAAGGAUCGGGACGACCCGAAUCUUGGCUUCAAGAUCAAUACUACGCUUGCUCUUAGCCUUCCCACCGCCUGCAAUACACCGGCCAACAUGUCUGAGUGUCCUGCUCUUCUGCAACUCCCACCAGGCUCACCUGAUGCUAAGAUAUUCGAGGAGUCCGGGAACAGCACGGUUACAACCAAAAGCACCCCAGUUGCAAGCGCUAAGGCCAACUCGACUAGCAGUGGAUCGAGCUCUGAGAUGAGGAGUGGUGGCUGGCGGAGGAGGAGAUGGGUGGGAGUAGAACUGGUUUUUGGGCUUCUCUUCUUGAUUGUUUCUCACCUCCUGCUUAGUUCGCUUUGAUGUUUACAGGCAAAACAUGUCCACACAGUCACCUUUACUAUCUUGAUAAGCUUCAUACCCUGUUGCAUACUUAUUCUAUGAUCGGUUUCUCUCUUGCUUUCA